This is a messenger RNA of Dacryopinax primogenitus, 862 nucleotides long. RefSeq lists its product as uncharacterized. The coding region runs from base 1 to 777 and encodes 258 amino acids. The record is from RefSeq and is a predicted model, not a curated record. The transcript is spliced from 4 exons. Lineage: Eukaryota; Fungi; Basidiomycota; Dacrymycetes; Dacrymycetales; Dacrymycetaceae.
AUGCCCUCCUUCUUUGUACUUUUCGGUCUCCUCUCUGCUCUGGUCUUCUACGCAUCUGCACUGCCAUCAGGAACCCGCACAUAUGGAAUUCACUCAGAGAACGCUCCAUUUACGAAUGCGGAACGUCUUCAAAGGGGCCUUCCUUUGAAGCCACCGGUUCGCCGUACAACCCUCCCAGGGACACACCAUUCUCCCUCUGCUUCGGCUAGUCCUUCCCCUAGCCCAUCCCCAUCCUCGUCAGUUCGCGCUGGCUAUGUAGCAGUAUUUUCUGGCGAUGCGCGAAUUGGAUACUUGCAGUGUUCCGAGACCUGCAAGGUAAUCCCGAACGAUGAAUCCUACUAUGCAACCGCUGUCACCUUUACACUCAAUCCUAGAGGCCUUCCUUUCGACAUAAUGUAUGACGGUGCCUCCAGCCCAAAUAUAGGAGGACUUGUGGAUGCAUUCUCUGGUGAUCUGGGGACCCGUAGCACCGCUGAAGCUCGCCUGCAGUCGGUUCCUACCACUAAACCGGGCGACCUCCCUCCUUCGAGUGUCGCUGAGUUCUCGGAGUCUGCGAUCUGGACGUAUGCUCCUUUGAAUGGCCUUCUGGUACCUACGUGGAUCAAUUCUUUCAACGACGACGUGACUACUUUCAUCAUGGCUGAUGACAAGGGCAAUCUAUUCCUCUCGGGUGACGUCUCGGAAUUUCGGGUGAAGCACGGAACUCAGUCAUCUGGACCUUUGACGUUCCACUUCACAAACGCUUCUGCCGCCGCCCGUGCGCGGGCUUCCUACUAAAUUGAAGGACAAUCGUGAUAGUCAUUUCUUCAUAACUUGCAAGGACUUUCACCAGGACACUUGACACUAGAACAUACGAUAAUAU